AUGGGGAUCAUUAUCUUCGAUCCGAAGAUCAUUUAUUCGAUUAACAACAUUUUGACGUGGGGCGAAGAGCUUUUUGGAGCCCUGGUUUAUCUACAAGAGAAACACCAAAUCGUUCAUCGAGAUAUCAAGCCGGCAAACGUGUUUGUGACAAAAGAUUUUGUAUUGAAACUCGCCGAUUUCGGGUCUCUGAUCGAGACCGAACAGACUUGCACGGGCAAUCGACAAAUGUGCACUCUUCGUUUUAUGAGCCCACCCUAUAUUGAAAGAAAUGUUGAUGAAAAAGAGAAACGUGAACACAAAAACCUCACAUCUCCCCGAAACGAUGUUUAUCAAGUCGGUCUAGUUUUAUGGGAGCUCGUGGAGAGAAGACGAGUUUAUUCGGAGUAUGGGAUAUCGAAUUUCGAAGAUGAGAGAUUUAUCCUGGAUAUCGCUUUUAUGAGGCUUGAGAGACUGAAAGCGGCAAAUUGUGGUCGCAAUUUGAGAGAAAUCAUUCAAAGUUGCACCGAAUUCAACCCAGCCCUGAGGCGCAGUGCUCGUGAGCUCCAGAGUCGAUUGAUCAUCUUGAAGGAGGAAAUCAAAAGCUACGAGGAAGCCAAUAUGUAUCCACUUGUUGACGAGCAACAAAAAGAUCUCCUCCGACCGAUCGGCUUCAACAAUUUCACCGAGAAGGUGCCCGUUUACAACGAUUUGGAGGCUUUGCUUUCCAUUCCACCGAUCGAUCUGGGCACAAAUUGGUCGCUGGCUGAGGAAAAUUUUGAUUUAACCAAAAAUGAGUAUCAAAAUCAACAAAACAAUCAAUUAGCAGGUGUUCAAAACCUAGCGGAUCGUUUGGAGACUCGUUUCGAGAACCACUUCCGCCAUCUGAGAACAGAAUUGAAGUCAUUGGAUGAAACGAAACGAUCAGUUUUCUUCCAAACUCUACCAACGAUUAUCGAAGAAGCAAGGGCUAACUGUGAGAUACCAUUCGGUGGGCAGUAUUGCCCCAAAAUGAUCCAUAUCUUUGAUCAUCCGGAAGAUUUUGGAGACUACUUUAAAGCGAUACUCGUCAACGAUCACGACGAGAAACUCGACAAUCUCCAAAAUGUUUUCGUUUUCGAUGAAGCCUGGCAAGAAUCGUUCUUGCCGAGUUGGAACUAUGUACGAAUUUCAGCUAUUAUCGACAAUUUUUCCUUGUAUAAAGGAAACAUGCUUACGCCAAAGCUCUUCUUUCGUUCGUUCAUCUCUUUACGAACUGCUGACGAAUGGUUUCUUGUCAGUGAAAGCGAGCAACUUUUUGUGAAAGCCGAUUUUAGUAGACAAGAAAAAGCCGAAAAUUGGUCAGUCGAAAGUAAAGAAGUUGUAUUUUCCACUGGAGAGGAACUUGUUUUUGAAUCAAUUCGAUCGAUGAACAUCGCCGAUGUUGUCCAGACUCUAGAACAGACCAGAAGCCGGUUCAUUUCUCAAAUUCAAACAAAAAUGUCUCGUUAUGUCCCACUGGACUCGUCAGAUUUGAAAAACAAACAACUUUCCAACUCGAAAAUCGCGAUCAAUGCCCAGAUUCCAGGAUACGUUUGUCAGCUGAGAAAUCCUCCACGUCAACAGUGUCUUCAUCAAAAGAAAUGCUCAGUGAAAUAUCUAAAUCCAUAUCCUCUCCAUCACCAAAAUAGUCUCUCUGGAACGAUUAGUGAAAAAUUUAUGAUCCCCUAUUAUGAAUGUGCUUCUAAAGAAGAACAAGACUAUCUAUCCGAGUGGCUUUGGCUUUGUGAUGAGUUAGGUUUAAAAAAGGAAAGCUAUGCUCAAUUCGAAAGCUAUGCUCAAUUCGAAAGCUAUGCUCAAUUCGAGAAAACCGAGGCUUCCGAAUUAGUCAAAUUUGGCAACUCGUUCUACUUUCGAGAAUUUCUGAACGAAAAUCAUUAUUACAUCCUCCUCGAUCACCCAGAAAACUACGAGAAUCACGAGAAAGUUCCUUGUUUUGAUGGCGAUUUUAAAACACAUUUAUUUUCGGCUGAUCUUAUUCGAAAAUCGAUGAAUGAAAUGAAAAAAGAAGAGCAGAAAUUUCUAAAAAUUACCAGAAUUGAGGAGUCUGAUUUCCUCGUCGUUCGAUAUGUCACUCAAGUGCUCGAUUUUGAGGGAAAGGAAGUGCCGUUUGACGAUAAAUAUGUGAAAGAAUCCGAGUUUUUGAGACGUCGACCUCGAAAAAGUCGUUUCGAGUCAAGUACAUUUGUUAAAGAUGAUAUCAGUUCACUGGAUUAUCUCACUCGAUUGCGACUCUCGAAGAAGACAGAAACGCUAAAUGGCAAGGUCCAUCUGGCGCCCGGAAAUCACGAAUCAAUGAUGUCCGAGGAAAAUCUGCUAACCGUUCGCGAUCAGAUUCUCCAAAUCGCGAACAUUGAG
Messenger RNA from Mesorhabditis belari, 2373 nucleotides. The record is from the annotation of a GenBank genome assembly. Lineage: Eukaryota; Metazoa; Nematoda; Chromadorea; Rhabditida; Rhabditidae.